AGGACUUGCUGAUGUGUCAAUAUCAGAAGACAUUCCUGUUGAGGGAGAAAUUACCGUUCCGGUGGGAGCUCAUUCCCCUGAUGAAGACUUCUCCACACUGGAUGAGCCAGUUAAGGAUACAAUUAUGCGAGAUCUAAAAGCCGUUGGGAAGAAAUUUAUCCAUGUCAUGUACCCCAAAAAGAGCAGCACUCUCCUGAGAGACUGGGAUUUAUGGGGACCAUUAAUCUUGUGCGUGUUGCUUGCUCUGAUGCUGCAGGGAGGAGCAGCGAAUAACACCGAUGACCGAGGGCCUCAGUUCGCAGAAGUGUUUGUUAUCGUCUGGUUUGGAGCAGUCGUCAUAACACUCAAUUCCAAGCUCCUUGGAGGAACCAUCUCUUUCUUUCAGAGCCUUUGUGUGCUGGGCUACUGCAUCCUGCCCCUGACGGUGGCCCUGCUGAUCUGCAGGCUCGUGCUGAUGGCACACGACGGGACCGGCGCCUUCGUUGUGCGGCUCUUGGUGGUGAUCGCCAUGUUCAUCUGGUCGACGCUAGCCUCGACAGCCUUCCUGGUGGACAGCCAGCCUCCGAACCGCAAAGCCCUGGUCGUCUAUCCCAUCUUCCUUUUCUAUUUUGUGAUCAGCUGGAUGAUCCUCACCUUUACACCCUAGCGGGUGCCGAAUCAGCAAGGACUGCAAGACUGAAUGACGGUGGCUUCUGGUAUUUCCGGGGAACUGUCUCUCGGCCGUUGGCUCGCCCGCACGUUCCCUUCUAAUUUAUAUUUAUAGCGUGUCUUGUGAAAAGACGGGCACCCCAAGGCCAGAGCCAAGGACUGCGAUGAAUGUCACACCCACGUUCCUUGUUCCUCACAGAGCACUACUGACGCCUCUUCCUUCCUUUCCUCUUCUGCUGCUCUUCUCAGUGUCCACUCUGGGGCAUCCGUGCCCCACUGGCAGAAUGCUGGUGACGGAAAGUAGCUCAAUAAACUCCUACCUUGGCCUCCAAGUCCAUGGCUGAACAGACAUCCAAUACCUGAAGUUAACCAGUUUACUAGGUUUCCAGUCAUCUGUUGUCAUAUCAUGCACAAUUAAUGUUUGUUGCCUUGUGUGUUUUAGAAUAUGUGUUGGUUUUAGACAGGAGAUGCCUCAAAAUUCCAGAGCUCUCUGCAGUUGGAAGAAGGGCGCUCUCUCUCGUCCCGUCUCCUGCCUGCUUUCCACCAGAAGAGCCAGAUGCAACAUGAGCUCUGGUGCAUCAGAAGGUUGUUCCACCGAGCCAGAGGCAUCCAGUGCGUUCUCUGUAUUCCAGUCCACAUGGGGGGUCGUUGCACUUACCACCUGCGUCGAUCGCCUGCAGAGGAGUCCCAGCACAGUGGGAAUCUGUGUGUGGUCUGGCUGAUUUGAAUGCUUCCACGACCCGCGCUGUGCUAACUCCGCUCUGUCACAAAAGAUUCUGCCCUGCAGAGUGCGUAACGUCAGGCUCAGAUGCCUGAUCUGGGGCAAACAGGAGUGUUGGGCAAAAUGGAUUCAAUGGCUUUGGUGGCUUGGGGUUUUUGAGAGCAUCCGGGCCCUGGCUUCUCUACGCUGAGACAGCGUGUCUAGGAGAAACGCCUGUCCUUCGCCUGCAUCCUGCCAUCCAUCUCCAUGGAGAUGGCUGAUUUUCUGAGCAACCUCUGCAGGAAAAGAGGCAAGUCUGGCCGGAAAAUGCGUCCCCGUGCAGGAAGGUACUUGGUGCGCACAGUGCCUUUCUGGUGCUUUGUCACGGGUUGGGAAGACAAGCGAGGCCGCUGCCCAGCAGCAGAGCCCCUUGGUUGAGGGUCGGGGCCUGAUGGGAGGGGCAGUAGCGGCCGCAGCCGCAGCUGAAUGCAGUGUGGCAGUUUCUGGCCAUGAAAUGUGCUCUUUGCUCUUCAGCAGCAAAAGGUGUGCUUUGUAGCACACGAGCUGCUUUCCUGACCUCGCUGCGGAUGCCUGCCACUGUUAACAACAGGCUCAGUUUUGAGCUGCCCUUUGGCUUCCCCCCACCAAAAAGACCAGCCACCGGGCACCCGCCUCCUCCUGAAGCAGCCGAUGCUCUUGGCCCUGGUAGUUCAGGUCCGAGGUGCCGCUUCGCUCCUUUGCCGCCUGACAUGGAAAGAACAGGUUGGAGCGAUGGGCAUAUGCGCCGUGUGAGCGGCCCACGUUAGGUUUCGCGUGACCGUCUGCAAUAAACUCGGCAUUUAUUUGCGCAGGCUCCACAGGCUCUCUGCGUAGCGAGGGCCUGCCGGCUCUCGCGCGCUCAAGCGGCCAGCCACCGCUCGCGGGCCUGCUGGUGUUGACGGCAGCUCGCCGGCCCAGGCAAAUGGUGGCUGGUGUCACAGAGACGUCCUCGGAGCGACCCUCCCUCACCUGGCGCCCUGCAAAUAGGUUGGACUCCAGUCCCCAGCAUUCCUGCCCACUGUUUGUGAUGGCUGGGGCUGGUGGGAGUUGAAGUGCAAAAGUCUGUCAUGGGAGGCAGCUGCAAGGAGCCACGUGCCGGUAGACGGGGCAGGGGACGAGUGUGAGAACCGAUUCUGAACGGAGAUGGAGGUGCCCCUGCCUGACACAGCGAUGCAAGGUGCGCUGUGGACUCGACGGGGAUGAGGGUUACCGGUCGAGGAAGGAAAGAUCCCUUCAGAGGAGAGCGAGGCACCAUUCUCUCUGCGCUUGCGUGCGUCCACCGCACGUGACAGCUGUGAGCAUCUCAAGUCCUCUGAGAAAAGUACAAACACUAGGCGUGAUGAUACAGUAAUAGUUGAAGAGCAAGGUUGUUUAAAGAAGUAGUAGAAAUCAGAUUAGACUUUGCCUUAAUGAAGCGGGUUCUUGUUUUAAAACACUCCAAUAGUCGAUCCAUGUUUUCUUCAAAUCGCUAUUCUGUCACUGGCUGUAGCUGUGAAAGCAUCACUUCAAAUCUCAAUUUUAAUGUUGGUCUUGUACAUAAUUUCACUGCUAAUGUGUGCAUUCAGGGUGGGAAAUGAAACGUGUACAAUAUUUAAUUGUAAACUUUUAUAAAUUAAAACGCUGAAAAAGA
This is a messenger RNA of Varanus komodoensis (Komodo dragon), 3017 nucleotides long. RefSeq names its product Yip1 domain family member 6 (gene YIPF6). Gene Ontology annotation, biological process: endoplasmic reticulum to Golgi vesicle-mediated transport. Gene Ontology annotation, cellular component: trans-Golgi network; membrane. Lineage: Eukaryota; Metazoa; Chordata; Lepidosauria; Squamata; Varanidae. The record is from RefSeq and is a predicted model, not a curated record. The coding region runs from base 125 to 646 and encodes 173 amino acids. The transcript is spliced from 6 exons.